Ogataea polymorpha is the source of this 2398-nucleotide messenger RNA. RefSeq lists its product as uncharacterized. Gene Ontology annotation, cellular component: cytoplasm; CCR4-NOT complex; nucleus. Gene Ontology annotation, molecular function: poly(A)-specific ribonuclease activity; protein binding. NCBI's taxonomy places the organism in Eukaryota, Fungi, Ascomycota, Pichiomycetes, Pichiales, Pichiaceae. The transcript has a single exon. The record is from RefSeq and is a predicted model, not a curated record. Gene Ontology annotation, biological process: nuclear-transcribed mRNA poly(A) tail shortening. The coding region runs from base 501 to 2336 and encodes 611 amino acids.
GUUCUUUUAAAGCUCAUUGUAACACCAAAGUCCUUAUACUUUCUAUCAUGAAUACAGCUUCUCAAUUUCAGCAGAAGCUACAAGCACAACAGCAACCACAACAACAAUUUCAAUCACCUUAUGUUUAUCAACAGCAGCAGCAACCUUUUGCUUCUUUGCAAGAUGGUUUUAUUCAGCGUCAACAUCAAAACCAACCACAAUCAGAGGGUUUAAAUCCAUCAAGCUUCUUGGCUCAAACCCUUUAUCAAGGUGGAUACAGGCCUUCUAAUCAAUCAGGCCAGCAAAGUCAACUUCAAAGCUUGCACCAACAACUUCAGCAAUUACAGCAGCCAGGAACUCCGCAGCAGCAACAACAACAGUUGUUUUCCUUGCCAGGUCAUCAACAUCAGUUUCAACAGGCUCAGUCUCAGUUGUCAAGCGGACAGUUGGCCACACAAACCGAACUCAACCCUAUUCAUGUUGAUGCUUCCGUAUCAAGCCAGAUUCACUGGCAACACCAGAUGCAGCUGGCAGUUGUUGCCAAGAACUCCAACUUGCCUCAUUUCUACGCACGUCAAGCCGCAUCGUCGUCGAGGAAACUCAUAAGCAAUCCCGAUAUGUCGAGUAAGCAAGGAAACUCGCUUGUUGAUAUAACUAAGUCCCUUUUGGCCAGCGUUCAGGAAAGCCAACAAAGCCAGGAUCAACAGCAAACUAAUGAAGGUUUGAUGCAACACAAAAAGAUGAGCAACGACACUUCAAUUGACGAAGAAGAAGAAGAUCAGCGCAUAAGAAUCAAAGAAAACAACACGCAGCUCUGGACUGCAUUAGAUCUUAGUGGUCAGAUGAUAACAACCAUUUCACCUAAAUUAUUCCAUUAUGGUUUCCUUAGAAGAUUAUAUCUCAAUGGAAACAACUUGAAAAAAGUACCAGAGGCAAUUUUACAAUUGAAGUCUUUACGUGUGCUUGAUCUUUCGUUCAACAUGUUAACGGAACUUCCUGGAGAAUUAGGAAUGCUUUUCAAUUUAAAAUAUUUAUACCUUUUCGGAAACGAUUUGAAGGAUGUUCCAUAUGAAUUUGGAAAUUUAUACCAACUUGAGUUUUUGGGAGUGGAGGGAAAUAAAGAUUUCAGUCAGGAAUUUGUCAAUAUCAUUGCAAAGAAGGGAACUCGUGGCUUGAUAAUUCAUUUGAGGGAUGAAGCACCACGCUUGCCUCCUCCUGAACCCCGUAAAUGGAUAGAAAUUGGAGAUGAUGGGGAACCUAAUCUGAACCCUGAGGAGCAGAAGCCGGCAAUCGAAUGUGAUCUCUCUUCAAACGGCUCUAAUUCGUUCACUUUGAUGAGCUACAACACUUUAUGUCAACACUAUGCCACUCCAAAAUAUUUCAAGUACACCCCAUCGUGGGCGCUCGCUUGGGAAUAUAGAAGGCAGAAGCUUACAGAAGAAAUACUUUCGUACAAAACAAACAUCAUUUGUCUCCAGGAAGUUGAAACCAAAACAUAUGAAGAAUAUUGGGUUCCGAUAAUGGAAAGCAAUGGUUAUAAGUCUGUUUUUCAUUGCAAAAGUAGAGCGAGAACCAUGAAUGAUAAGAAUGCAAAGAAAGUAGAUGGUUGUGCUACGUUUUUCCAGACCUCAAUGUUCGAAUUGAUCGACAAAAAAAUCAUCGAAUAUGGAAGAGUGGUAAUGACUCAAGACAAAUAUAAAAAGACUGAGGACAUAUUCAAUAGGUUCAUGAACAAGGAUAACAUAGCCUCCAUCUCUAUAUUGCAUCAUAUUCCCACCGGAAAUAAGAUUGUAUUAGCAAACACACAUUUACAUUGGGAUCCAGAAUUUAAUGAUGUGAAAACAAUGCAAGUUGCAGUCCUCUUGGAGGAAUUGCGCGUGCUUCUUCUAAAAUAUACGAAUAACAAAGAUGAGUUGAAUAAAAUCCCAUUGGUGAUAUGUGGUGAUUUCAAUUCUCAGAGAGACUCUGCUGUAUAUCAACUGUUCUCUCAAGGUUCAGUGAAAGAGCAUUAUGAUAUCAAGGGAAGGGAUUACGGAAAAUUCACUUCUGAAGGAUGCACGCACCCAUUCCAUUUGAAGUCCGCCUAUGGAGCUAUCAACGAGCUUCCAUUUACGAAUUUCAGUCCUACCUACACGAAUGUCAUAGAAUAUAUCUGGUACUCAACUGGAACAUUGUCUGUUAGAGGUUUGCUAGGAGAAAUGGAUCCCAACUAUGCCAAAAGGGUCAUUGGACUACCGAGUGCAGAUUUUGUUUCUGAUCACUUACCAUUGAUAUCUAAGUUCGAGUUCAAGAAAUCAUCUUCAGCGAAGAAAGUUAAGGCUGAUUUCCGAGACGGCAGUUUUUCCAGAAAGACUUGAGUCGUUAGUUUUCUACUUAUUUACGUUUACUGCUAUGUGAUUAGCUAUUAGUCGUAUUUUUG